AAUCGCUGCUGAGGACACGACGGUAUCAAGUUAUUCCCAUAUUAUCGGUGAGACCCUUCAAAAUUGGUCAACUUUGAUGAACUUCCUCAUGCGAUUCGUCUGAAUGCUACCAAAAAGAAUUGCACUUCAUUCUAACAGUGGCUCUCGCUGCUGAUUUCAAGACUCAAAUCCGCAUUCAUCAUCCCUUAAAUCAAUGACAUUAAAUUCCCCUCCCUAUUUACUCAGUUAAGGCCCUGAAUUGAAAUCUCUACUCAUUAUUACUCGUCUGAACUUGCCUUAUUCGCAGUCAACCCAAUGAAUUCCCAAAUCCUGUCGACGAUAUUUGCACUCACUAAUCCUUCUCACUAUAAAUCUCAAUUCGCACUGUUCUUCAAAAUCCAAUUGAAUCUUCUUUCUGCCCAAUGGCCAAGCCCAAUCCUCGUAAGAAACCUGCUUGCUCUCAUGGCCUCCUCCUUCUUAGCGCAACGCUCUUCGUUCUCCUUCUCAUCUGGACUCUCUCUUCCAACAGAUUCCACCUUGCCCGAUUCCUUCACUCCUACUUGACUGACCCGAUCGAUAAAACCAUUUCAAACGGAGUGCCCGACUCGCCCGACAAAACCUUCUACGACGACCCGGAAUUGAGUUACUCGAUCGAGAAACCGCUCAAGAAUUGGGACGAGAAACGGAGAAAGUGGCUGCAACUCCAUCCAUCCCUCGCCGCUGGAGCACAGGACCGGAUUCUCCUCGUGACCGGAUCGCAGCCGUCGCCUUGCAAGAACCGCAUCGGCGACCAUCUGCUGCUACGAGCUUUCAAGAACAAGGUAGACUACUGCCGAAUCCACGGCCACGUUAUCUUGUACAACAAUCUGUAUCUCCACCCCAAGAUGGACUCUUAUUGGGCCAAGAUCCCGAUUAUCCGGGCCUCCAUGUUGGCCCACCCAGAGGUCGAAUGGAUCUGGUGGGUUGACGCCGACGCAAUAUUCACGGACAUGGAGUUCAAGCUCCCAAUAGAGAAAUACAGAAACCACAAUAUGGUGGUUCACGGGUGGCCCAAGAUGGUGUACGGAGAUAAACACAACAAGAGCUGGACGGGCCUGAACGCAGGAUUAUUGUUGUUGAGGAACUGCCAGUGGUCCAUGGAUCUGAUGAAGGAAUGGGCCAAAAUGGGCCCAAUCUCGGCCCAUUACGAAAAGUGGGGGAAGAUAUUGAAGUCAGCGUUCAAGGACAAGCCGUUCCCACUACCAGAUGACCAGUCCUCGCUGAUUUAUUUGUUGUUCACAGAGAGAGAAAGGUGGGAAGAGAAGACAUAUUUGGAAUGGGAAUAUGAUUUGGAAGCGUAUUGGGUGGGGGUGGUGGAGGGAUAUGAGGAGGUUGGGGAAGAAUAUAAAGAGAUGGAGGAAGAAGAGAAGGGAUUGAGAAGGAGACACUCGGAAAAAGAAAGCGCGUGGUACGGAAGGCAAAGGGAAGACUAUAUGAAACGAAAGGGAGUGAAGAAGAGAAGGGCAUUUAUGACGCACUUCACAGGGUGUCAACCGUGCAGUGGGGAUCAUAAUCCGAGUUAUGAUGGAGAGAAAUGUUGGAAGGAAAUGGAGAGGGCAUUGAAUUUUGGGGAUAAUCAGGUGAUUAGGAAUUAUGGGUACAUUCACAAUGAUCUUCACACUUCAUCAGUGUCCCUAGUCCCCUAUGAUUAUCCCUGGUUUGACUUGUAUUGAGUCUCGUGAUAUGAUCAUUGAUUCCCCUCUCGUGUUAAUUAUUGUGCCCUCUUGCUACUUGUUAAUUCUCUUCACUGCUCUAAUUACUUGCCAUUGUAUGUAUUGCAUAUAGUUGAUUAAUUAACCGCCUCUACAUAAA
Prosopis cineraria is the source of this 1830-nucleotide messenger RNA. RefSeq names its product glycosyltransferase 6-like. The transcript has a single exon. Gene Ontology annotation, cellular component: trans-Golgi network; endosome; membrane. The record is from RefSeq and is a predicted model, not a curated record. NCBI's taxonomy places the organism in Eukaryota, Viridiplantae, Streptophyta, Magnoliopsida, Fabales, Fabaceae. Gene Ontology annotation, molecular function: galactosyltransferase activity. The coding region runs from base 402 to 1691 and encodes 429 amino acids.